GCGAGCGGGAGCCGAGUGCAAGCAGAGCGCAGCCGCGAGGGAGGCGCGGGGGAGGCGAGCCGGAGCCCAGGYGCUAGCAGCAGCAUUGAGUGUCGGUCCAGAGCACCCAACCGGAGCCGGAGCCGCAGCCGCAGCCGCGAUGGCCGUGGCGGUGGGGAGACAGUCUAAUGAAGAGCUUCGAAACUUGUCCCUUUCUGGCCAUGUUGGAUUUGACAGUCUCCCGGACCAAUUGGUCAACAAGUCUACUUCUCAAGGAUUCUGUUUCAACAUCCUGUGUGUUGGUGAGACAGGCAUUGGCAAAUCCACAUUAAUGGAUACUUUAUUCAACACCAAAUUUGAAAGUGACCCAGCUACACACAACGAACCAGGUGUCCGGUUAAAAGCCAGAAGUUAUGAGCUUCAGGAAAGCAAUGUACGGCUGAAGCUAACCAUUGUUGACACCGUGGGAUUUGGAGACCAGAUAAAUAAAGAUGACAGCUAUAAGCCAAUAGUGGAAUACAUCGACGCCCAAUUUGAGGCCUAUUUGCAAGAGGAACUGAAGAUUAAACGUUCUCUCUUCAACUACCACGACACGAGGAUUCACGCCUGCCUCUACUUUAUCGCCCCCACGGGACAUUCACUGAAGUCUCUGGACCUGGUCACCAUGAAGAAGCUGGACAGUAAGGUGAACAUUAUUCCAAUAAUUGCAAAAGCAGACACGAUUGCCAAGAAUGAACUGCACAAAUUUAAAAGUAAGAUCAUGAGUGAACUAGUCAGCAAUGGCGUCCAGAUAUAUCAGUUCCCUACAGAUGAAGAAACGGUGGCAGAGAUUAAUGCAACGAUGAGUGUAAGACCUCAAAUAAAAUGGGUCCACCUCCCGUUCGCAGUGGUUGGCAGCACCGAAGAGGUGAAGAUUGGCAACAAGAUGGCAAAGGCCAGGCAGUACCCCUGGGGCGUGGUGCAGGUUGAGAAUGAAAACCAUUGUGAUUUUGUGAAGCUGCGGGAGAUGCUGAUUCGCGUGAACAUGGAAGACUUGAGAGAACAGACACACACCCGCCAUUAUGAGUUGUACCGGCGCUGUAAGCUUGAGGAGAUGGGAUUCAAGGACACUGACCCUGACAGCAAACCCUUCAGUCUUCAGGAGACCUAUGAAGCAAAAAGGAAUGAAUUCCUGGGAGAAUUGCAGAAGAAAGAAGAAGAGAUGAGACAGAUGUUUGUUAUGAGAGUGAAGGAGAAAGAGGCUGAACUUAAAGAGGCAGAGAAAGAGCUCCACGAGAAGUUUGACCUUCUAAAGCGGACACACCAAGAAGAGAAGAAGAAAGUGGAAGACAAGAAGAAGGAGCUCGAGGACGAGGUGAACAAUUUCCAGAAGAAGAAAGCAGCAGCACAGCUACUACAGUCCCAGGCCCAGCAGUCUGGGGCCCAGCAAACCAAGAAAGACAAGGAUAAGAAAAACUGGACCCCACCUUCUGCCAUCUCUGGCCACCAAGUCACUUUCCUUGUUUGCGGCUACACCACAGUGGUGGGACUGCCCGAGGUAGUCCUUGGCUCUGCACGGAAUAAAUGAUAUCCUCAAAUCUAAUUGGAUGUGCUUUCGCCUUUGCAUCUUCUUCUUUAUGUAACCAUCCUGUUGACAAGCCCUACUCUCUCCUAAUGGACAUAGAGCAUUAGAAGAGCAGGAGCUGUCUGUUCACACGUGUUGGGGAAGAGUUACCUCAUUUCCACCAUCGCCUCCCGUUCUUUUAAAGUCUGGGUCAAAUAUUGCACUGCUGUUUGUAUUUGUCAAUGUUUGUUUACAAACCACUGCCCACAGUGGCUACCGAAGUGACUUCACUACCAAAAAUAGUUUAAUAAUAUUAAUUAAAAGAAAAAAAGGAAAUAGAGUGAAACAGAAAACUUGGGCCCAGACCCAAGGUCUUGUGCCGGAAUCCGCUUGCUUAGCUGUCAUGUUCUUGAUGCUGCUGAUCCAAGAACUCAUGGACCCUAACCUGAGGUGGACCCACCUCCAGGGCAAACUUGAUCUCAUGGUAACUCCCGACCUCUCUGUCCCAUGAGCAACAUUCUGAACAGCCCCAUCAGGAUCCUCACUACCAUCAGGUCAUAAGAGCCGGGCAACGUGUUCCUUCCUUCUGUUAGUUUUGUGGGCUUGUGGGUUGUUUUGGUGUUUGGGUUUUUUUUAAACAUUUGAUAUUGCAUGAACAGAGAUGGCUGCAAUUUUUUCCUUUGGAGUGUCCUAUUGAUACAAUGUUUUUAUUUUUCAGCUGACCAUCUGCCUCUUGAGAAGGAGAAGUGGGCAUCCUUCCUUUAAAUUCAGGAACCAUUGUUUUAUUUGACCCUUUUUCUGUUACCUGCAUCUCUUAUACAAGUUGUUUGGGAUUGGGAUUCUGCUUUGGGAGUUUUUUKGGGGGAAAAAAUUCUAUAGUUUUGUUUUUUGUAUUGGUUGUUCAAACUUACUUUUGGUAUCAAAAUUAUGCCAGUUUUAAGCUCACUUCAAGGGGAAAUAUGAGUGAAGUUUAAGUCUCAAAAUUCUGUUUUAAUAUGUUCUCUUCAUCUUAGACAAAACUAAAAAAAAAAACUCCCCUUCUUUGUUACUAGGGUUUUUGAUCUAUGGGUCUUAAUCAUAUUUAAAAUGAGUAGAUGACUUUUCUGCCUCUGGGGCUCAAUUUAUAUUUAAAGAUACCUUAAAGUGAUUUUUCUGAUCCAUCCCUGCCUUUUUAUUUGUUGUGAAGCUCUGCUUUACCUUGUGUCCAUGGUUUUUCACCAGGACCCGUGUGUCCUGCACCAUGAGAAAUGAACCCCACACAAGCACAUUCCAGCUCCCUCCCACAUGACAGCAUCCUUAACAUGGGCUGAUUGACAUUGUCUUCUCAGAGUGACCCAGAGGUUUUUGCCACACUGUUUGCAAAAUAUUGCUGGUCAUGAAAGCACUGGAUCACUUCAGAUACACCCACAUCCAAACGCACACUUUUGCCAUUUGCAUGAGUCUGAUUUCCAGUGCUGACUUGGUUGUGACGAGUCAGAUUCAGGGCUCCAUAACUUAAAUAAGCUCUACCUGUUGUACAAUUUUCAAAUUCAACAGUAGAUAGUAGAUCAUAGUCAUGCCUUUGAAGUUACCUUCCAAGUUCAUUGCUUACCUAUAGUUUUACUUAUUUGCAUCUUUUCCAGCUCUAGUAGGUAGAUCAUAAAAGUACUAUUGGUAGCAUGAAUUGGUCAGGACCCUAGGAGUGGUCCCCUCUGUAUGAGAAGGUAAUCUAUGCUUUUGUUGGGCAGUGAGAUAAAUGAUGAAGCAAAGUGGCUGGUGCUUUGAUUCCUGGAAAGAGGUUACUUAAAGCCAUGAGAUGAGCAUUCGAAAGAAACUAAAUGUAAGUAAAGUCAGAUUCAUCUGUGCCAUUAGAUAAUGAAACCAUGAGUCAAGAGCUGUCUCCCUCAUACUACACCACAAUUUGUAAAGACAGAAAUCUGGUGAUGGGAUCAGUGGCAGUGUAAGGGUUGCAACUCUUUGAUACCAGAAUAUAACACAUUAUCAUAGAAUUAAACAUGUAGGUCUCAUUGAAAGUAUAAUUGGCUUUAUUCUUAAGCCCCUUAUUUUUAAUAUUGCAUCAAUUUUAUACUAUUGUUUUAAGAACAUUCUGCAUCAGCUGUAAAGAUUUUUUUGAGCAAUGUUUAAAAGUCUAGGUAGUAUUAUUUUUCUAAGUAGAGAAAUGUGUGGUCUGAAGUUGCUAUUCUUUUUCAAUCUUAACCCCCAGGUUAGAGGCAGUCUAAGAGUAACCUUGAUAGGAACAGAGGCUGUUCUUAGUAGGUUAGCCUCCAUUCAGUAAACUUAGGGGAGCCAAUCAUGGACACCAUUGUCAAGUGCCUUGCCAUCUCUCUAAGACUGCCACUGAUUUGGCAUUUUACCUUCGGUGGCUCCUUUUUUCAAGUGUUGGCAAAACUGGUAGGUUCUCAAGUUCUCCUGACUGUGAAAGGGAUGUGAAACCACCCUGGGGAUAAUGAUCAGCAAUAAUAAAAAUUACUAGGUUAUCUCAAACUAGAUAGUGGAAAAGAAAAGCAAGGAGAACUUAGCCGUCAGAACAUAUUUCCAUGGGUGACAGCCUUUUAAUUUUUCAUUCAAUCUUUUAAAAAUAUUACUUGAUACUAGAUACAGACUCUGCCUAAUACAGGCAUAGUCUAGAUGGUCCCCUUAAGAUUAGUACAACACAAGAAUAAAGGAGACAUCUGAUCUGAAUCUGUAUACACUGAGCCACAGCAAAUGAAAAUAAGGCAUUAUCCCAGUGUUGGGCUAAACCUUCUUCCCCAUCAACAGUACUUGUAUGAAAAUUCCUUAUUUAUAUUUUUGUCUACCAUUAGCAGAGAUUAUGGGUAAAUAGUUCUGGUUGUCAAGAAGCUUAAGUACAUAAUUUUUUGCUGUAUUUAGGUGAACUUUCUACACAAAACCUUUUGUUUGACAGAUGAUUUACCAUCUUUCUACUGUGGAGAUUGACAGUGAGGGCACGGGGGCCCACUUGGAAGUCCCUUGUGCUUGAAUUGUUAUGACUGUGGUAUCUAGUCCUUGUGACUGAUGCCAUCUGGCUUUCAGAUCAAUCUCCAGAGAGCAACUGUCAUUCCCAGGGCUGGUGAAGGAACUGAAUAUAUUCAUUUGUGAAGACUCAUGUAAGCCUUUUCAACAUUGCCAUUCCUGACUAGUAACUCUAUAGAAAUACAAUCUGCUGGUUGUCAGUGGAACAUCAUAUGGAGUGCAAGAGUCCACAUCUGCCUCAAAUCAUUUGAAGUACCAUGAGUUGAAUGGCCUUCCCUUCCUUUGUGGAAAUUGUCUUUCAAAAUUAUGCCUCCGGAGAGGCAGAGGCUAUUUUAAUGAGGCCUGUCCCACAAUAGAAUGAAUGUGCACAUGUGUAAAGAGUAGAAUAACAUUCCAUCAGGAGGUGGGCAUAACCCAGGCAUUCUUUGUACAUGCUUUUAGAACUCGGAUCAGUUGCAGAUCUAGCUCUCCUUGCUUUUUACAUCCACCCCUACUACUCACUUUCCGUAAACUUUAUUCUACAUAAUGCACCAAAUGUACAUUAGGUGCACUUCUCCCUCUACACCUCCUAAGCAUAGUAAAUUUUUGGAGUGAAGGAAAAAGUAAGCCCUUUCCAUUGCUAACUUAUCUGAAGAUAGAUUAUAUUCUGAAUAGCAAGAGAGUCCCGUUACCAGUUGCAUUUCUGUGGUUCUUUGCUGGAGUUUGCCCUUCAUUCGGGGGUAUCUGCUGCCUAAUAAAAUAAGCUGUUCCCAGGAAAUAAGACACCAGUUCACUGUGUCUAGAGCUAUUUGAGAAAAAAUUUUUUCCUUCUUUAUUGCCUUAGCUAUUGUGUAACAUAAUAAGACCAACAGUUCUGACAUUUGAUCUGAUAUAAAGAUUAUAUGUUGAGUCUAAAAGGAGAGUUCUCCCUCAUCCUUAACUCAGAAGCGGGGAGCUACAAAACUAGAAUUGUGAAUUCAUAUUUCUGUAUAAGCCAUUGUUGGUUGUGCAUUGAAGAAGAGUAAUCAACAGAUGGCAGAAGUGGAGAUGUCCUACACAUCAGUAUUUUGUAAAACUCACUCAAUUCAUCACUAUGAGGAGAAAAGGUUUUAAAUUCCUUGAUGCAUGCUGGCUGUGAACAUUUUUUUACUGUCCUAAUGACUGGUGGAAUCCAACUCAAGCAUCAAGCUUUUAGAACCUAUUUUCACACCAUCUCAAUUUUAUUUCUAGGCUACUUUGUAGGACUCACAAAACUCACUAAUUAGGAUGCUUAAUUUGUAAAAUUGGUCUGGGUUUUGUUUUGUUUUUGGUUUGAGACUGGGUACCCAUUUUUUUACCCUUCUCUGAAUUUGCUGACGUUCCGUUUUACAUGCAUCCUGUACCUUAAGUGAUCUGUACUAGUAACUGCAAAAAUUGUUGAUGCAGUGGCACUUAGUAACCAGGGCAGUGUUCAACUGCUCAUUACCUUAGAUGAAGCCCCCCAAAACUCAAUUUCUUUCAGAAAUUUAAAACAAUGAAUGAUUCUUUUUCUGGAAGCACCAUCUAGUGGUCAAAGCUCAAAGCAUUAUUUAAUAAGUAUAGGAAACUGUUGUUAACAUAGUUUAAACGCUAAUUUCAAGAAUUUGAGAGGCUUUAGAAGUGACAUUUACAUGUUAGUCAAAACAUCCUGAUGUCAAAUAGAAGGGUAAAGGGUUAAGACGAGUUAGAAGUUGAACCUCUUUCAAAAUUCUUGGCUUUGUGGUACUGUACAACUCUCUUAACCCUCAAUUUGAUAAUGUAAACCAGAGAUGCUUCUCUCAGGAUGAUUGUGAGAAAGUUUGGCACAGUGUCUUCCCUUUUCAGCUAAAGAAUGUACAAACUACCUUAGAAAGAAGAUAAGCUACCCAUCAUGUUGGCUGAGCAUCAUUAGCUUAAUAACAUUUUCUGCUCAAGGGAAGAAGCCACCAUGCUGAUUUGGGCAGUAAUGUUCAAGCACAACUUGCCUUCUUGCUUAAGGAAGAGUUAACUGGGAAGCUUGACCAUCCAGGUAUGUGAGGAGUAUAGACAACACAAAAGUGGUUGGCUCUAACAUAGAAAAGAAAUAGUACUUCUUGGGUGGGCAGACACUGAUCUCUCAAUUCCCUCAACAGUGGGAAGCCAAGGCAGCUGAAUCAAGAGCUACCCUCUAGCUUUCUUCAGAGACAAAGGCAAUGUCAGGAAUAUUUCUCACAAGUGUAUAACAUUUGCUUUCUUUGGUGUUUGGAAGCACUCAUUCCCAGCUCUCCUUCCCCCUCCACACUAAGACAAUCGUCCAUCUAUAGGGGAAACAUUCACUUCUCCACAGGUAAAGAAUAGUCUCUCACAGUUUCAUCUUCAAGAACUACAGCAUGUUCUUUCCCUCUUCUGUGGGAGUAUUAGAGAACUACUUUAUGCCCAUCAAGUUUCCUAGCCUUUCCAGAGGCUUCAUGGAAUGGUCUUAURACCACCAGGAGGCACCAAACAAUUAUGAUACAUAGUUUUAAGUUCCCAAAUCUUGGCUGUCAUGCCAAGAUACCAACUUGGGACAGAUUAAGUUUUGGAUAAAACAGGAAUAGUUAGAAUA
Molecule: messenger RNA, 7055 nt
Organism: Urocitellus parryii (Arctic ground squirrel)
Lineage: Eukaryota; Metazoa; Chordata; Mammalia; Rodentia; Sciuridae
Gene: Septin11
Product: septin 11
Molecular function (GO): GTP binding
Source: RefSeq, a predicted model, not a curated record